Molecule: messenger RNA, 5232 nt
Organism: Alexandromys fortis (reed vole)
Lineage: Eukaryota; Metazoa; Chordata; Mammalia; Rodentia; Cricetidae
Gene: Cxadr
Product: CXADR Ig-like cell adhesion molecule
Exons: 7
Coding region: 134-1231 (365 amino acids)
Biological process (GO): homotypic cell-cell adhesion
Cellular component (GO): bicellular tight junction; intercalated disc; basolateral plasma membrane
Molecular function (GO): cell adhesion molecule binding
Source: RefSeq, a predicted model, not a curated record
GAGCUGGGGCGGGGCGCAGAGGUGCCUUCGCUGCUGCCUCUGCUGGGAGCUAGUCGGGAGUGUACCAGGCUUUGGAAAACCAAGGUUCCCCAGCUAAGAGCGUUUACCUUCAAGCUGCGACCGGGCAGCCACCAUGGAGCUCCUACUGUGCUUCGUGCUCCUGUACGGAGUUGCGGAUGUCACCAGAGGUUUGAGUAUCACUACUCCUGAACAGAGUAUCGACAAAGCUAAAGGGGAAACUGCUUAUCUACCCUGCAAGUUUACACUUGAUCCUGAUGACCAGGGACCCCUGGACAUCGAAUGGCUGAUAUCCCCCUCUGAUAACCAGAAGGUGGAUCAAGUGAUCAUUUUGUAUUCUGGAGACAAGAUUUAUGAUAACUACUACCCGGAUCUGAAGGGACGAGUGCAUUUCACGAGUAACGACGUCACGUCUGGUGAUGCGUCUAUAAAUGUCACGAAUCUGCAGUUGUCCGAUAUUGGCACGUAUCAGUGCAAAGUGAAGAAAGCUCCUGGGGUUGCAAAUAAGAAAGUUCUGCUGACUGUCCUUGUUAAGCCUUCCGGUACGAGAUGUUUUGUGGAUGGAUCAGAAGAAAUUGGAAAUGACUUCAAACUCAAAUGUGAACCAAAGGAAGGUUCACUUCCAUUGCGGUAUGAAUGGCAGAAACUGUCAGACACCCAGAGAAUGCCUACUCCGUGGUUAGCAGAAAUGACUUCACCUGUUAUAUCUGUGAAAAAUGCCAGUUCUGAGUAUUCUGGAACAUACAGUUGCACAGUCCAGAAUAGAGUGGGCUCUGAUCAGUGUAUGCUGCGUCUGGACGUGGUCCCUCCUUCAAAUAGAGCUGGAACGAUCGCGGGAGCCAUCAUAGGCACGCUGCUGGCUCUCGUGUUCAUCGGGGCCAUCCUCUUUUGCUGUCAUAGAAAACGCAGAGAAGAGAAGUAUGAAAAGGAAGUCCAUCAUGAUAUCAGGGAAGAUGUGCCACCUCCAAAGAGUCGGACAUCCACUGCCAGGAGCUACAUUGGCAGCAACCACUCCUCCUUGGGAUCCAUGUCUCCUUCCAACAUGGAAGGGUAUUCCAAGACUCAGUAUAACCAAGUCCCCAGUGAAGACUUUGAACGUGCUCCUCAGAGCCCGACUCUGGCACCUGCUAAGGUAGCUGCCCCUAAUCUAAGUCGAAUGGGGGCGGUUCCUGUGAUGAUUCCAGCACAAAGCAAGGAUGGGUCUAUAGUAUAGAACUCGGCGUCUCUCUCUUCUGUUUCCCAUGGGUCGUUUCUUCUCUUUAUAUAUCAAAACUUAUUCUAGUCUAAAUUUUGUUAACAGCAGCCCCAAUAAACACACACACACGAAGUUAAUAAGAAAGUAUAAGAAACACGUUCCACAGAUUUUCUUUAAUUAUAGUGUAACAGUAAAGACUUAAUAGUAAUGGCAUUUAUCAUCUGGAAAAGAUGAGAUUUCUUAAGUUGAUUUCAAUGGCAUCUGGAUAAAUAAUGCUUAAGAAAUAAUGGCACUUUGAAUAUGAUGUCAUAGGUGAAGAAAUUUGUGAAUUUACAUACUUGUCAAAUUGAUAUUUGAAUCAUCUAAAGAUGGUAUUUUGUAGUCUUAUUUCGUUAUGAACAAUAGUAUCCCCUAAAUUUCAGAAACAGCCAUGGAACAAUGUCAACAUUUGAAUUUCUUUUAUAAUCUUUCUGAGAAUUUUAAGUGUAUUUGGGAACUCUAAGAGUAGGAGACACUACAGUGUUUUAGAAAUGACUAGUUUCAUUUCUGAGUCAUUCGUAAACAUGAAAUGAUUCCUUUCUUUCCUUUUUGUGUUUUGUUUUGACAUAGGGUCUUAGUAUGUAGCCUAGGCUGGCCUCAAAUCAUGAUCCUUCUGCUUCCGCUUCCUGAAUGCUGGGAUUACAAGUCUGUAUUACUAUCCUGGCUGUAGAACAGUUUCUUAAGUAUUUUUAACUGAUAGACUGCAGAGGCAACAGGAAGUAGUAACUUUUUAUGUGCUAUAGAAAAGAAGCACAUUUAAGAUUCGGCAGAAGCAUUUGCUUCUCCCACAUACAGAGAUGAAACCCUGAGUAUGUCCGGUGUCUGCAAAACUGACCAGACAGAUUGAGGAUACAGGAUUUGUCAGUCCACAACUGAACACUGGCCUUCCACUUUAGGUGAUGUUUUACAAUUAAAAAACGAAAGAAAAGACAACAAAAAAUGUUAAUUUAUCAUCUGGCAGUUAUAGAUGAGAAUUCUCUAAUUACUGAUUUUUAAAUUUGUAUUUUUGUUUUGUGGCAGACUGUACUGCAUAUUUUAUGUUGUAGAGACAUGUAACGUAGGCUUACUAUCUGGAGUACAGUUCUGGGAGGUUAUUUUUCUCCAAGACUCAGUGAACAAAUAUACUUGAGGCAAGUUAAGUAUCUUCCACCAGCCCUGAAUUCCAGACUUGGGCAAUGUGCUUGCUGUCCUGUGGCCAAACCUGCCUAUUAGUUCUCACAAAUCAAGUUUGAGUCUUAAUUUUGUGAAAGUGACUUACUCUUAAAAGAAAUUUUAAAAGGAGUAAAGGGAAUACUCCUAUCUGCCAAAUGUAUUAAAUAUAGUUUUUGUAGAGAAAAGUGAAUUUAUUGUAUUUCCCUUAAGAUUGUGAGGGAGUGUGUGUAGAGUAUAAUGAGCCAGCAGUUUCUUUAUAGUAGAUAUAGUCUGUAAUAUAAGAUUUCAUUAACUCUAAAACCUUUCCCCCAGGGAAUCGUUUUCUGUUAAUCUCUUCAGGUGCUGCGCUGGUAAAUGCUACAUUAAAAAUUAAUGUUGCAUGCAUUUACAAUUAGGCAGAGUAUUGUGUAUACCUUUUAAUGGUGAGUUUAAGCUGAAUGUCCAUGUAAUGGAUUAGUGUACAGUUUUACAUAUUUGGAAGCAUUUUGUAAAGUAGGUUCUAACCUCACAUGAAAUUACUUUUUAUAUUUGUGUCGUUUCAUCUGUGCCUUUUUGGGUAAUUUAGUUUCGACUAUGACUUCCUGGUGCCUAUGAGCUGGCUAUCACCUAGAAGGUGCUAGAGGUGAAGGUACUAUUUCCAAAAGCACAUCACUGUGACCCCCUUUCCGCCUUUACAGUCUCAGCCUUGCCUCUUCUCCUCUGCUUUGUUUUUGAUGUCACUUAAGUGAUACCAUUGUUUAUAUAAAGAUUAAAAAAAAUCACAUACCCAGUACUCUUUUGAUUGUUUCUGAUUUAUAACAAUAGCCACGUUUGGCUGUCAGAUAUUUGGCAUUUUUAUAAGAUCUGAGAAUAAAUUAGAAUGUAAAUUCUAAUGAUUUUUACAUAAUGGAGAUUAUGCUAGGUAGAAAUUACUAUAGAAAAUAGAUGUGUGUGAUUUUUUUUCCUUUCCUUAUACUUUGUAUUUAUUUAAAGAUUUAAAGGCAAAGAAAACCUAGAGUAUCUGAGUAUUUCGGUCCAGAUCUGUAGCAACUAAAAUUUGAAAGACAAGCUUAUUUAAAAAACAAAACAAUAAAAAACUGAAGGGAAAAAAAAGAGGCCAAUAAGAUACAGAAUCAGUGAUACAGUUAAAUUUUAGGCUUUGGUGUGCAGUUAUUCUCCUUGUAAGUUUCAGUUAGUUUUCCAAACAAUUCUCACUGACGAUUUUAACUGAACCAGGGAGCAAGUAUCUCAACUUAAUACUUGUGAUCAAGAGUUCAACAUCUUAAUUAAUGCAUUCAAACUAGAGCACCAGCAAGUCAGUGCCAGCACUGUCUUCACAGCAGGCCUUUUUGAUUCCACUUUAGACGGCAGAGACUCAGAACCAUAUUUUAAUGUUACAUGGGGCAAUCUGGAGAGCAAUGGCACUGGAUUACAGUCUGUGCUUGGAACACAGAAAUUUGAGUAUUGUUACUGAUAAUCUUUCUGCUGUUUUCCUGUUUGAAAGCCUUUCCUGCUGCUCACAAGUCUUGAUGUCCCUGACCAGUUCCAUAGCCAAGCAUUUCCUUCAGUUUGAGUUAUCUGCCAAGAAUUAGAAUAAUAAAUAACACAGACUGAGUGUGUUAGGGGGAAAGAUCCAUAUUGACUAUGGCAAUGCCUGUGAUUGUACGUGUAUCUUUGAUCCCAGAACUCUAGAGGUGCAGGAAGAUCUUGGAUUUGAGGCCAGUAGCCAGUUUGAAAGCAAGCCUGAGCUACACUGAAAGACCUAACACCUGGGGCUUGAACUCAGUGAUAGAGUGCUUUGCCUCGAAUGGCAAAGACUGAGGUUUGAAUCUGAAUUCUUCAGAUUCUUCAGGGAUUUCAGAUUGAGCCCUGGGAAUUUAGAAUUUAAGUGAAGAGGCAAGUAAACUUCUGAUUAGAAAGAACUGAAUGCAUGGAGUUGGCUAUUCUUUAAUGUGUGACUUAUUAAAUACCUACUGUCUGUACACAGCAUGUAAAUUUGAAGCUAUGUGAAUGUUCAUAGGUUUUCGUUUUCUUCUGAGUUCUGUUUCAACAGUGAGUGUUUAGAGUGCACUGAGCUGCCUUAUUUUAUGUGGUGAAUGCUUUAAAUGUGUCACUUGCAGAGUAGUGUGUAGAAAAAUGCUGGCACAAUUUUAAGUGGUUUGUGACAUUAUAUAUAUUAUAUGUGUACAUAUCUUUAUAACAUCCUUGUGUUUGGUAGUAUAAAUGUUCUGGGCAAGUUUUAGUAUUUCAAAUGCCUCUGGAUAUUCCAGCAAUAAAGGCAACAUGUUCUGCAGUAGAAUUUGUUCUCUGUCUACUUUGACUCUAAAAUAAUACAUAUUUGAGCAAGACUCCUUUUGAAAAUAUUACAGAAAGGGAUAAUAAUACAUAAAUUUGUGAGUUGUGGUUAUUUCUCUUUUUGGAAGACCCAAGCAUUUACCUUCUGGAAUUUGAUCAAGCUUACAAAAUAUAUGUCAGAGUUUGUAGUUUAGAAUACAGACACCAUCAACUGGCCUUGGUAUUAGACACCAAAGGCUUUGCCAAACUUGAGCUCUCUGGUUUCUGCUCAUUUGUUUAAUGACACCUGUGUUAAGAGGACCACAAUUCACCGAUUGUCUUAUUUUUGUCCCUAAUUGUGAAUUUUUGGCAAUAAAUACAGUUGUACUAAGAAUACAAUUUGACACCCCACAUUUGCAAAGUACAGUAUGGGUAGUGUCAUUUUCGGAUUUUGUCUUACAAAAAUUUCUGGCUUACAUAUCCAAAGUUUGUAAAAAACAAUUUUGUUUAAAAACAGCAACUUGCUCUUAGUUUUGUGACCUUGUGUACUUUUGAAAUAAAAUCAAGAAAGUAGU